UCAGUUGCAGACUACGUACGUCGCCACCAGUGUACGAUCGAUCGAGUACAGCUGUCAUCAUGCGAACGGCUGGCGUUGGGCCGUCCUUACACCGGCUGCAUUUGUGCAGCGCGCUACGCAUGGUGUUCUCGGCAGUGUUGUUAAUCAUCUGUUUGUUCCGCGAAUGUGCAACGGGAACUGAAGAACCAAUGGCCAUCACCGACACGGGAAACGUAACUGGAGUGCGCAUUGAGAUAGGUGGCCGGAAAAUUGAUGCAUUUCUCGGAAUACCCUACGCCGAACCGCCGAUUGGAGAACUUAGAUUUCAAAAACCGCGACCCGCGAAUGCGUGGAAUGGAACCUACCAGGCGACCCAGAAGCCAACGCCUUGCAAACAGCUACUUCUACCCAUUUUUGCCGGUAUAACACUGAAUUACUCAAGCGCCUCGGAAGAUUGCUUGUACCUCAAUGUGUGGCGACCAGCGUCCGCUUGUGAGACAGCGGAAUCCUGCGAAAAAAAUUUACCGGUGGUGGUGUUUCUUGACGGCAACGUGUUUCAGUGGGCCGACUCCUCGCUCUUUGUAAACGACCCGGCGAAUUUCGUGGCUUUGACUGACGUGGUGUUUGUGACGCUCAACUACAGAGUUAGCAUAUUUGGCUUCCUCUCCUUAGAAGACUCGGAUAUCCCUGGUAAUAUGGGUCUUUGGGACCAGAACCUGGCUCUCCAGUGGGUGCAGGCGAACAUAAAAAGAUUCGGAGGUGACCCAAAUAAUGUAACGCUGAGUGGGCAGAGUGCAGGCGCAGCAUCUGUUGGAUUGCAUGCUAUUUCGCCCCACAGCAACAACUUAUUCAAAAGGAUCGUCAUGCAAAGCGGAAGCCCGUUGUCUCUCGUGAUAGGGCUGUUCUUCAAGGGAGUCGGGAAGUUUACCACUAUAACCGGAAAUCUCGGUUGUUACGACUUGAAAAGGACGCUGGACGAACAGAAGAAAGACAUUCUGAGUUGUCUUCAGAAAAAAGAAGCCGCACGUAUCGCUGACGAUGUCCAGAGGGUCGAUUUCAUCAAGCAAAUGUUCGCCCCAAUCAACAGAGAUGACUUCUUGCCUUCGAGGGUCUUAUCUGUAGACGCCUACAACAACCUUAGCACGACCGAAAUAUUGUUGGGCACCGUCAAGAAUGAAGGACAUGUGUUUCUCAGCCACCUCAAGAACGCCUUCCCACGAUUCGGAGAGUUGAUCUUAUCCGAAUACAGACUGGUAGCCAUCUUGGUCAUGUCACAGAUGCUGGACAUUCCCGUAUGGCAAAGUCGCAUGAUUGCGACAGAAUAUUUCGGUGGUCCCGACGAAAAACGAAAGGCGCCCGACGAAAUAGAAGCCAUUUUCGCGGAAAUGUUCGGUGACGCCAUAUUCUACUGCCCCUCGCAAAUCAUGGCGGACAUCUUGACUCAACAUCAGGGCGUCAAUGUUUAUCGAUACGUGUUCGUACAUCGUCCUUCGUACAGCCUUUGGCCCGAAUCGUUUGGUGUGGCGCACAGUGACGAUCUUCCCUACACCAUGGGAUCCUUGCUGUUUGUCAACGACACGACUCGGAUCACGGCUCCGUUCGGACCGAAAGGUAAAGAGGCACUUUCUUCUGCGAGCUACACCACGGACGAAAAAAGCUUCAUGGAAGAAAUCGUCACUGCUUGGGGAACUUUCUACACAGACGGGAAACCGAAGGUGCCUCUGACGGGUGGUAAAUGGCCACGGUACACGUUCGAAGAGCCUUGGGUGAUCUACCUGGAGCCGAACAACUACACAACCAUUGUGGAGCCGAAGAGGAAGAUAUGCGAAGUGUGGAAACCGGUGCUUCUUAGGGAGUCGAAGCCAGAAGACCGCUCCUUCUUCCAAGAAGAGGACUCGACCAAAGAAGAAACGGAAACUAAUGAAGUCGACAACACGGGCCAAAUUGCAACGAGUCCAUCCACGUUCCUAUGCUCUGCUCUGAUAUUAUUCAUUUCUUUUGCCGGACUUACGCUGUGUUACCUCAGUACGGCACCCCCGUGGAACCUGUGCGUUCCUGGACCCAACGCUCACUGCCGCCGGGUGGCAAUUUGUACCGGCUUCCCGUUGGCAGCAAUCAUUAUGAAACUCGCCUUGUCCGUCUCUGUCGAUCUUGGCAGGCGCUCAUUACUGCAGUUCCUGUGCGCAGCGUUCGUUCUGGCAUGCUUCACGUGUGGGCAGUCACUCGCCCAGGGAGCCUGCAAUGCAGUGGUUCGCACGGAAAAGGGCUUGAUAAGGGGCAAGUGCUUGAGCGUUAGCGGCAAGAACGUCGAAGCAUAUUUAGGCAUACCGUACGCCGUGCCUCCGUUGGGCCCACUGCGAUUCAGGAGGCCAGAACCAGAAAUUCGAUGGAGGGGUGUGCUGGAUGCAACACGAAUGCCGAAGCCGUGCUGGCAACUGCCACUGAGGUUUCUUCCGAACUUGACCAUCGACUACACUCACAUGUCGUCCGAGGACUGCCUCUACUUGAAUGUGUGGAAGCCGGCCUCACCGUGUUCUCCCAUAAGCGGUGCGUGCCCCAGCAAGCGCCCGGUCGUAGUGUUCAUACACGGCGGUGCGUUCCAGUGGGGCGACUCCUCCCUGUACUUGUACAACCCAUCGAACUUCGUGGCUCUCGCAGACGUUGUCUUCGUCUCGUUCAACUACCGCCUAGGCAUCUUCGGGUUCCUCGAUUCCAAGGUGGCCGGCAUCCGAGGAAACAUGGGCCUGUGGGACCAGAACCUCGUGCUCAAGUGGAUCAGAAGGAACAUUGACCGCUUCGGCGGUAACCCCGACGAGGUCACUCUGUUAGGUCAGAGCGCCGGAGGCAUCUCGGCAGCUCUGCACGCAUUGUCCCCUUACAGUCGCGGUCUCUUCAAGAGACUAGUGCUGCAAAGUGGCACCCCACUGUCCAUGAUUCUCGGCAUAGGUUUCGGAGGCCAGACAAAGAUUAUCCUGGCCGCUUUAGCAAUGAACUGCUACGACAAGCAUAAAAAGCUCGAAGAACAGGCCAAGGCUAUCGCAACCUGCCUACGGAAUGUGGACGCACCGCGGUUAUUCGAAAAACUCGAUUCGCUCGACAUGGUGCAGCAGAUGUUCCCACCAUCCGAAGACGAUGACUUCAUUCCGGGUAAGGUCCUCUCUGUAGACACGUGGAAACGCUUGGAAGCGAAGCAAAUUCUGCUCGGGUCUGUGGCCGACGAAGGAACUGUGUUCUACCGUCUGCUCAAGGAUUCAGUUCCCAUUUUCGGCAAGUUACUGUUCAGUGAUCACCGUACUCUCAUCUCCAUCGUGUUGUCGGAGAUGUUUAACAUCGAUAUUGGGGACGGUCAGAAAAUUGUGAGAGGCUACUUCGGUGACACUGAUGACAAACCAUCCGAGGAACAAGUGGCUUCUACAAUAUGCACGAUGAUCGGCGAUGCGGUGUUCUCUUGUCCGACAGCCUUCUUCGGUGAGAUCGCUGCCGAACAGGGCAUCAGCACUUACCGAUACCUGUUCAACUACCGUCCAACCCAUAGCCUCUGGCCCAAAUGGAUGGGAGUAGCUCAUGCGGACGACAUCGCCUACACCUUAGGAUCCCUACCCUUUUUCAAAGACGGAAAGUUGCUCGCACAACAUCUGGGACCGAAGGCUGCGAAAUUCGCCAAUCGUCUCACUUACACGCCAGAGGAAGAUGUCUUCAUGAAACACAUCGUCAACAUCUGGUCCUCAUUCGUGAAAACAGGGAAACCUGUGCUUCCACCACCCGAUGUUGACUGGCCUAAGUACACCAUCGAGAAUCCCAAUGUAAUUCAUAUAGAACUGAACAAGUUCACCACGAAGCAAGACAAUAUUCUAAAGAGAUGCGAGCUGUGGAAGCCUUUCUUGCUGGGAAAAAAUGCGACGUUACCAGAUGCCGCGUAAGUGGGAAUCGGCUCAUAAGCACAAGAUUAUCUUCACAGUCAACUCUAGUCAACGUGUCUGUCUUUAUUGUUGUACAUAUGGCUUAUAAAUACAUGCUUUGCUGCUCUGCGA
Molecule: messenger RNA, 4010 nt
Organism: Rhipicephalus microplus (southern cattle tick)
Lineage: Eukaryota; Metazoa; Arthropoda; Arachnida; Ixodida; Ixodidae
Product: acetylcholinesterase-1
Biological process (GO): choline metabolic process; acetylcholine catabolic process
Cellular component (GO): plasma membrane
Molecular function (GO): acetylcholinesterase activity
Source: RefSeq, a predicted model, not a curated record